AUGCGCGGGCACCUUAUAUUGAUCGAGGGCCUAGAUAGGUCUGGAAAGACGACGCAAACUCAGAUUCUUCACAAUGCGAUACCGUCUUCAUCGCUCAUCAAGUUUCCCGACCGGUCGACAAACAUCGGCACAAUAAUUAACCAGUACUUGACGGACCAUAAUUUUUCACUUUCUGACCAAGCGGCCCAUCUCCUCUUCAGUGCUAAUCGAUGGGAGCUAGCGGCGUCAAUUGAGGACCAAUUGCAAGCGGGCCACACCGUAAUCAUGGAUCGGUACAUAUACUCGGGCAUAGCGUACUCUCUUGCCAAGCUGGAAACGUCGUCACUGCCCGAAAUGGCCAGUGUGGAGUGGUUAUACGCGCCAGAUCGGGGCUUGCCCAAACCAGACGUGACGAUAUUUUUGACCCUUGAUAUAGCGGAAAUGGCGGCUCGAAAAAGUUGGGGAGAAGAACGGUACGAGCAAACUAAAUUUCAAGAGGUGGUGAAACGGUGCUUUCUCAAGGUCUUGGAUCCGCACGCAGACCCCUCGGUGGUCAUUGUCGACGUCAACAAGUUGGGUAUAGACGAAGUUGCUCUGAAAAUUUGGACUGUUGUCGAGGAGCGCCAGCUUCAUCAGCAGACUGAGGUGCCGUUGGCUCGGCUCUCGUAA
This is a messenger RNA of Meyerozyma guilliermondii ATCC 6260, 648 nucleotides long. RefSeq names its product bifunctional thymidylate/uridylate kinase. Gene Ontology annotation, biological process: dTTP biosynthetic process; dUDP biosynthetic process; dTDP biosynthetic process. Bases 1 to 648 code for a protein of 215 amino acids. Gene Ontology annotation, molecular function: ATP binding; dTMP kinase activity. The transcript has a single exon. The record is from RefSeq and is a predicted model, not a curated record. Lineage: Eukaryota; Fungi; Ascomycota; Pichiomycetes; Serinales; Debaryomycetaceae. Gene Ontology annotation, cellular component: cytoplasm; cytosol; nucleus.